ACGCUCCCACUCCCGCUCCUCCAACAACCUGCGGGGGGCAAUUGGACACGCUUCGAACUUCCCCAGGAUCACCCUUGACAGUUGUUUUCCCAUUGAGGGAUCUUCCGUGAGAACCUGUGGACUUUCUUUCGAAAGUUCACCCGACUGGAUCCCUUCUACCCCGAGGAGAUCUGUGAUCCCACAUCAUCUUCUGUCCUGAACGCCUUGGACACACCCUUCCUUUGUAACGUGCUCAGAGCUCUGAAAUGGCCGAGAGAACAGUGCCGCAGCCCGGGCCUGCGCGUCUGAAACGAAAUGCCGGUCCAGAUGAAUGGCUAGAAGCCGCUAAGGACUGCAAGUACUUGUCAGAGCACCACAUGAAGCAGCUCUGCGAGAUGGUGAAGGAAUUCAUGAUGGAAGAGUCAAACAUACAACCUGUCUCUACACCGGUUACGAUAUGUGGAGAUAUCCAUGGUCAAUUCUACGAUUUGCUAGAACUCUUUCGCGUUGCUGGAGGCAUGCCAAACCAGCCGGCGGUUGAGACCCCAGCUACUGCUCCUACUGUGAUCUCAUCGGAAGAUAUCGAACCCCCAUCCACUAUCACUGACCCGAAACUCAGGAAGAGGUUGAGGAACGCGGAUGCUCCUGGUGAUGACGGCGAUGAUGAUUCUGGGUCGAACGGUAGUGGGCAGAGGGAGCGAUCACCGAGCGCUACAUCUGGGGAUCAUGCACCUACGGGGAACUUCGUUUUCUUAGGAGACUACGUCGACCGUGGAUAUUUCAGUUUGGAGACAUUGACGUUGCUGCUUUGUCUGAAGGCUAAAUACCCAGACAAGAUAACCUUGGUUCGAGGAAACCACGAGUCGAGGCAGAUUACGCAGGUUUACGGUUUCUACGAGGAAUGUUUCCAAAAAUACGGCAAUGCUUCUGUAUGGAAAGCCUGUUGUCAGGUAUUUGACUUUAUGACACUUGGUGCCAUUAUUGAUGGCAAGGUCCUGUGUGUACACGGAGGCUUGAGUCCAGAAAUCAGGACCUUGGACCAGGUGCGUGUCGUCGCUCGAGCGCAGGAGAUCCCGCAUGAAGGUGCAUUCUGCGAUCUUGUAUGGUCGGAUCCCGAAGACGUUGAGACCUGGGCGGUCAGCCCUAGAGGAGCUGGUUGGCUCUUUGGUGACAAAGUGGCAGAAGAAUUCUGUCACGUCAAUGACCUCACGCUGAUUGCUCGUGCGCACCAGCUGGUUAACGAGGGCUACAAAUAUCAUUUCGCUAAUCAAGACGUUGUGACGGUCUGGAGUGCUCCCAACUAUUGUUAUCGGUGCGGUAACCUGGCCUCUGUUUGUGAAAUUCGCGAGGAUCUCAAACCUACAUUUAAGCUAUUCAGUGCUGUCAGUGAUGAUCAACGGCACGUUCCUUCCUCGCGACCAGGCCGCAGUGAGUAUUUCCUGUAGAAUAUGGAUGGACUGAUCGGGGUUAUGAUAUAUUCUGUUUCAUGAAGGCA
This is a messenger RNA of Paecilomyces variotii, 1474 nucleotides long. RefSeq names its product TOR signaling pathway phosphatase sita. NCBI's taxonomy places the organism in Eukaryota, Fungi, Ascomycota, Eurotiomycetes, Eurotiales, Thermoascaceae. Gene Ontology annotation, cellular component: cytoplasm. The record is from RefSeq and is a predicted model, not a curated record. Gene Ontology annotation, molecular function: protein serine/threonine phosphatase activity. The transcript has 4 exons. The coding region runs from base 246 to 1424 and encodes 392 amino acids. Gene Ontology annotation, biological process: G1/S transition of mitotic cell cycle; peptidyl-serine dephosphorylation.